This is a messenger RNA of Orbilia oligospora ATCC 24927, 1407 nucleotides long. RefSeq lists its product as uncharacterized. The transcript is spliced from 3 exons. Gene Ontology annotation, cellular component: mitochondrion. The record is from RefSeq and is a predicted model, not a curated record. Gene Ontology annotation, biological process: mitochondrial tRNA threonylcarbamoyladenosine modification. Bases 1 to 1407 code for a protein of 468 amino acids. NCBI's taxonomy places the organism in Eukaryota, Fungi, Ascomycota, Orbiliomycetes, Orbiliales, Orbiliaceae.
AUGAGGGCAGCAAGGUUUCCUGGGACGGUGGCACGAUUCACUUCGUCGCAUUUUCGAUCUCAAAUCAAAAGUCGUGAGGCAACCUUGACUACAGGUUUCCGAAAUCAGCGGAUUUCACAGCAUCAAUACAGGUCCCAGCGAUGGUUUACAGUGUUGGGUGUUGAAUCUUCCUGUGACGAUUCUUCCGUGGCUAUUCUUCAAAUCCCAGAUUUUGGGAAGCCAACUCUUCCGUUUCAUGGCAAGAUAACUGCUGAUACGACUAAGUUUCUGGGAAUAAAUCCGAUAACGGCGUUUCAGUCACACCGGCGUAGCCUAGCUCCAUUGAUACAAGACGCUAUAAAGCACCUGCCUGAUGGCCGAAAGCCAAAUAUUGUCGCUGUCACACGUGGCCCAGGGAUGGUAUCAUCUCUUGAUGUCGGACUUGAAACUGCUAAGGGUCUUGCUCUAGCGUGGGAUGUUCCACUUGUUGGCGUCAAUCACAUGCAAGCUCAUGCUCUUACGGUGAGGUUGUGUAGAGCUUUGGAAGGCAAUGGACUCGAUAACCCCCAGUAUCCCUUUUUAAGUUUGCUUGUCAGCGGCGGCCAUACUAUGAUUGUUGUGAGCUGGAGCUUGACUGACCAUGAAGUACUGGCUGAGACGAUUGACACUGCCGUUGGGGAUUGCAUCGACAAAGUUGCUAGAGUCGUCGUGCCGGAAGAAGUUGUCAAGUCUAAAAAAGAUACAAACUAUGGCAAAAUGCUUGAAGAGUUUGCAUUCUCAGGCGGCAUCGAUAGCAAGUACGAGGUCUCAAAGACCGAUCUAAUUGGAGAUCGGCUACAGGAGCGAUAUGGGUGGCGAUUGCCUGUGUCGCUAGGUGGUGCAAAGAAAGGGGGACACCGGGGCCUCAUGAAAUUUAGCUUUGCAGGUCUGAGGAGUAGUGUCGAUAGGCUAGUUGACACGAGAAGAAAGAUGAAAGGGGAUGACUGGGCCGAAGUCGAUGAGCGUAAGGCACUCUCACGAGACGUGAUGAGGCGCUGUUGGGAGCACCUUGCAUCUAGGGUUAUUAUGACCCUAGAAAGCUUACGCGGAAAAGAUGUAGAUAUCGAGACUAUUGUAGUCAGUGGCGGUGUUGCCUCCAAUGCAUUUCUACGAGAAGUCCUUCGGAAGCAGCUUGAUUUCAAUAGUUUUGACAAGGUGGACCUUGCAUUUCCACCAAUCGAAUUUUGCACCGACAAUGCCGCAAUGAUUGCAUGGACCGGCUAUGAAAUGUAUCAAGCAGGCUAUGAAAGCACCUUGGAUAUUGCACCAUUCCGAAAAUGGAGUCUGCAGCCGCUUGAUGAGGCAAUCCACGAUGUCGAAAAAGACUGGGAAGAGAAUGCAUUUGGCAUUUUGGGAGUAAGUGGAUGGAAGCGGCGGACUGUCGACUAG